Molecule: messenger RNA, 619 nt
Organism: Polistes canadensis
Lineage: Eukaryota; Metazoa; Arthropoda; Insecta; Hymenoptera; Vespidae
Product: bypass of stop codon protein 1-like
Exons: 2
Coding region: 107-460 (117 amino acids)
Source: RefSeq, a predicted model, not a curated record
AAAAAGAGAGAAGAAGAUCGAAGUUGGGAACUGCCGACAGACAAGGACGAGUAAGAAUGUCGAAUCAACGAUAGACAUUUUUGGGAUACUUGAAACACCUCGACGCAUGUAUUGUCAAUUUAAUUGCGUCGAUAUAAACACAUGGAAUUUUAUUUGGAAUUCGUUGUGUUUGAAAUUAUGUCCCGAAUUGGUAUUGCUCGUAACCACUACAAGUCCACCAAUGACAAUGACAACAAGUACUACACCGAAACAAGAACCUACAACGACAACUGCAAUCACUUCGUCUAAUGCACCUUCAUCAAAUCCUUCAUCAAAUCCUUCAUCGAAUGCAGGGACAACAACGGUGGCUUCUUCAUUGAUGACUACUUCUUCUUCCUCGUCGGCAGGUUCAACAACAUCAUCUACUACUGUAAGUGGUACAAGUAUGGGUUCUUCAACGUCAACUAUGAUGAUGGGUUAAUAAUUUGAAUCAUUUUAUUGUAUCAUAUUGUGUUUAUCAUCCCAUCAGAGAAAUGGAAGAUGGCGUUGCGUGUUCGAAAUGAUUUGAUAAUGAUCAAAUUUAACUUUGUAUUUCUCGCAUUUUUUAAUCGCAUUUAAUAAUAACAGAUGCACUUUUACC